CUUCCGCUUCCGCCGCCCCGCGCAUCCCCGGCGGCCGGCGCUCCCCCCUCGGCCCAGCGCAGGCGGCCGCGGCCCGGGGAGCCCCGCCGCUGCGGGGCGGGCAGCGGGCGAGUGCGGGCGGUGGCCCGAGGGGAGGGGGCGUGAGGGGCCGCCCCCCGCCCCCGCGGCGGGGCCUGGGUGGGAGCGGGGCGGCCGGGGGCGGCGCGGCGGCUCCCUCCUGGCGCGGGGGGCCGGGCCCGGCCUUGCGCUUGACCCGGGCGGGCAGCGGAGCAGCCCCCCGCACCUGGCCGGCGCUGAAACCUGCCGCCGGUAGGCCGGGUGCGGGGCAAGGAGGCGCUUAGCCCUAAUAAGGGAUUAAAAGAUGCUUAACGAAGCUGCGCAGCGGCCCCUUGAACUAGGGGGCCGUUCCCGGGCUCGGCCCGCUGCCCGCCCGGCCGGCGUGAGGGGCGCUAGGCGGGCCUGAGGGGGUAGGGGUGAGGAGCCAGGUGUCGGGGGGCCAGGCCGGCGUGAGGGGCUGUGCGAGGGGCUAGGCUGACGCGGCCGAGCUGCUGAGGAAUGGCAGGGGCGGCGGGCAGUGGUGGCGCUUCCUCCUCGGCCGUGGCGGACUGGAGCUUGGUGUUCUGGACUCUCUGCUCCGUGAUCCUGCCGGUGCUGAUCACCUUGUGGUGCAGCUUCCAGCGGUCCCGGCGGCAGGUGCUGAUACGGGACAUCUUUCGCAAGAGCAAGCAUGACUGGCACUACACGGACCUCUUCGGGCAGCCCUCCUACUGCUGCGUGUGUGCCCAGCACAUCCUUCAGGGUGCCUUCUGCACGGGCUGUGGGCUGCGUGUCAGCGAAGGCUGCCUCAAGAAGGCUGACCAGCUCUUCCUCUGCAAGGAAAUCAUGAUGAGGAGCGAUGGUGGAGCCCACAGCUCAAUGCCACACCACUGGAUCAGAGGCAAUGUCCCGCUCUGCUGCUGCUGUAUGAUAUGCAAACAACAGUGUGGCACACAGCCCAAGCUCUGCGACUACAGAUGUGUGUGGUGUCAGUACACUGUACAUGAUGAAUGCAUGAUGGAUUGUUUAAAGACUGAGGAGUGUACAUUUGGAGAAUUCAGAGACUUAAUUAUCCCACCAUACUAUAUGUCUACAAUCAACCAGAUGCGUAAAGACAAAAGAACAAAUUAUGAAAAGGUAGUACCUUACUGCAGAAAACACUGGAUGCCAGUAAUCAUACUGGCUAAUACUCGUAGUGGAAACAACAUGGGUGAAACUUUACUAGGAGAAUUUAAAAUUCUGCUGAACCCCGUUCAGGUAUUUGAUCUAAGCAAAAUUGCACCUGCUAAAGCACUCCAACUUUGUACCUUGCUGCCUUGCAAUGCUGUCAGGGUUCUUGUCUGUGGUGGGGAUGGCACAGUAGGCUGGGUCCUGGAUGCAAUUGAUGAAAUGAAGAUAAAGGGGCAAGAACGUUAUAUUCCACAAGUUGCAAUUUUACCUCUGGGAACAGGUAAUGACCUGUCUAAUACACUGGGCUGGGGUGCAGGUUAUGCUGGAGAAGUCCCUGUAGAGCAGAUCUUACGAAAUGUCAUGGAGGCAGAUGGAAUCAAACUAGACAGGUGGAAGGUUCAAGUGACAAACAAAGGAUACUACAACUUAAGGAAACCAAAGGUAUUCACAAUGAACAACUACUUUUCUGUAGGACCUGAUGCUCUCAUGGCUUUAAAUUUUCAUGCUCAUCGUGAGAAGACUCCCUCUCUCUUUUCCAGCAGAAUUAUUAACAAGGCUGUUUAUUUUUUUUAUGGAACCAAAGACUGCUUAGUACAAGAAUGUAAAGAUCUUAACAAAAAGGUUGAGCUAGAAUUGGAUGGUGAGAGAAUCGAGUUGCCCAAUUUGGAAGGCAUCAUUGUCCUGAAUAUUGGAUACUGGGGAGGUGGCUGUAGGCUCUGGGAAGGAAUGGGCGAUGAGCCAUACCCCUUGGCAAGACAUGACGACGGACUUCUGGAAGUUGUUGGUGUUCAUGGUUCUUUCCACUGUGCCCAGAUUCAGGUGAAGCUAGCAAAUCCUGUUCGCCUGGGGCAGGCACAUACCGUGAGGCUGAUCUUGAAGAGUUCAAAGAUGCCGAUGCAGGUGGAUGGAGAGCCGUGGGCUCAGGGGCCCUGCACUGUUACCAUAACUCACAAGACACAUGCACUGAUGUUGUAUCACUCGGGUGAACAAACAGAUGACGACGCUUCCAGUGUGUCUGAGCAAGACCACAUUAGAGAACAGACGGAUGAAGACGUAUAGAUGUCAUGGAAUUAACAUAGUGCAAUGAUGAACUUCAGCUCACUAAAACACUGAAAGCACCUAACCUCAGAUGAAGGUUUAUGCCCUAAGGUUCAUACUUGUGAAUGAACUAGAACUGAGGAAAAAGCCAUGCUUUUACGUCCAUGAAAACUUUCACAGCUAAAUUACCGUGAACUGUUUCUUGCCUUUUUGAUUGGUGGGGAUGCCCGCCCUUUCUAGGUGGAGCAGUUAUUUAUUACUCCAAUGGCCAGAAAGAGACGCAUAUUGCAGCCCUUCUUUGCUGUGGAGUCGGAUCUUCUGCACAUACACAGUAUAGAAUGCAAAAUGUUUGAUACCCUUGGAAAGGGGGAACAGCUGGCAGUUUGGCCUGUUUCCCCCUGCUCUGUUCCCCAGAACAGUCCCAGAACAGAAAACCAGACCAAGCAGGAUGUGGGCUGGCGUUCUGACAACAGGCCCGCUCCUGGCUGCCGUCUCUUCUUGGGAACAAGACAAGUACUCUUCUGUGCACCUGCCGGCGCAGUGCCUAUCUCAUAGGCUUGAUGGAGAGAGCAGAGGAUCUGGGAGCUCUUGGGAAGGUGGUUAGCAAGAAAGAUGAUUUUGGACAUAGGUUUCUGGAAAUGUUCUGUUAGCAAAUGACCUUUUUCAUUGGCUUUGUAAGCCAUACGUAGAGUACUACUGAGGUCCCAAGUACCCAAGAUACAACUUCCGAAUAAUUGUACCGUGACUUGUACUGAAUGAUCCUGUGGCUCUGCUUCUGUUCAGUGAGAAACUAAUUCUAGUUUUUGUACAUAGCAGCAUUGUAGUUCUUGAGGAGGCUUUUUAGGGGCUGUUUAGAGGAGGAUUUUAAAGAAAAAAUGAUGAUUGGCAAAUGUGGGGGUUUUUUUGAAAGCUUGUUAAAGAUCUUGCUUCAUAAUUACCCAAAAAUGAUCAACAGUAAGUCAGUCUGUUAACUAUUGCAAUUUUAAGUGUGGAGGCUGAGAGCUAAGUUUGCAGAGGUUAGCAGGUUCUGGCAUUCACAUGUAUAAUUUCUCAAAAAAACAUGGAAGCAUUUGUUUUCCAACUGGCUCUUAGGGGGACAAAGAUACCUUGUUGGACCUGAAACUUCAUUUCCUAUAUGAAUAUAGGGCAAGAAAAAGAUUAGUGGCCCAUGCUGAUAGUAAAGGUUAAGAACACAUACAACAAUACACAGAAACUGUCAGUUUGACUUAUCUGAAGCUUCUCAGGUUAAAAGCUUCUCAGGUGAAAACAUCUUCAUGGUUACUAGAAGUAAAAAUCUGCUUCCUUUUUUCUUUUCUGUUGCAGGUAUUUUAAGCCUGCAGCAGUUGAGAGCUAUGAGUUGAGGUUUAAAAUCUGUCAUUCAUUUAGUUGAGUCCAGUUGAGUUACUGAAGGUGAUCUUCCAGGUAGGGAGAGAAUUUAUGCUAAAUGUAUACUGCAUAAGCUAAGAUCAUAAGAAAACUUGAGAGCUUUGGUCUGAACUUUGAAUGUUGCUGCUUUUGUCAGAACUCCCCCAAUCUUUUUCUUUUCUUUUUUUUUUUUUUUUUUUUUUUUUUCUUCUGGUGUUUCUGGUUUUGGUGUUUGUUUUUUUUAUGCUAACUGAAAGUGAUACCAUUGGGUAAAGUAGGCAAUGUUUCUAGGUUUUGUAAAAUGAAACUGUUUUUCAGCUGUCUAUAAAAUGACAUUUGCAUUAACGGUGAAUGAACUAUUUAUAUUUUAAAAUAAUUUAUUGAAACCUUGGCAAAGUCAGUAUUUUUAAAACCUUCAAUUGUAAUCCUCUUUGGAGAGCAUUUUUUUAACUUGAUGGUGUUUGUUGUAGAAAUUGUAUGUACUAGAUCUUAAGUACUACUGAUUAUCAGUGAAUUUACAGCUGUCCGAAAAUGUGAUUAGAGUGUAAUGAACUGUAAAGCAGAAGCCAUUUGUAAAUUCCAUAUUCAUUAGCCUUAUACAUAUCAUCUUAGUUUAUUGUAUGUAAAUAUAGAGAACAAAUUAAUAGUUAAAUCUAUGUAAAAAUAUCUAUACUAUUAUAGUAUACUAUGUAUAGUAUAGUACACUACCUUUUUUUUUAGUUACAAGGUUCAAUUUAUAUUAGCUUCAAAAAUCUUACUAGUUAUUAAUAUUUUUUUAAUAACUUGUAACAGUAUCCUAAAAAUAGUUCUGUGCUAUGGUUGUGUAACUGUUGUUUACAAACAAAUUACAAGUCUCUGGAAAAGCAGGGUAUGUGCUAUGAAAGGCAGUAUUUUCUCAGAGAAAUGACACCACUGGCUACUUAAUCUAAACUAUUCAUAAAACAGUUUAAAGAGUUAUCUGAAGUUGAUAGAUUUAUAGCCUAAGAACCUUUAACUAUUCAAAAGCUUCACUGUGAACUCCUGACAUCUAGAAAAAAAAUAAUCAAUGCAAGACUUUGAAAGUCUCCCUUUUUUACAGUAGGUGAGCUGGCUUCUCUACUCGUGCUUUGCCUGAGUGGGUGCCAGUGACGUUGUACUGUGUUUGUGCCAGCAAGAUCCUCCCCCUUACUGUGGCUUACUAGGAGUCAAGUUCUGUCCUAAAUGCGUGAAAUCCUCUUUGGGAACUGUAAAUCCAUCAUUCCUUUUGGGGAAGCGUAGGAGAAUUAGAAGUGAAAGUAGCAUCUAAUGGGGCUCUUGUUUGGGGGGACCCUCAGUAAAUGGUCUUGUUUGUAUUGGACCGAUCAUCCCCUUGUUGCAGGUGGACGUUAAGAAGUUUGUUUCACAAAUUCACUGUUGGUGAUUGCAGCACAAACGAUCCAUAGCAAAUGUAGCCAUUGUAAGCAUGGGGAAGCCUCUUGUAAAAUUGUAUUUAUGGUAUGGAGAAUAUUCUGUAAGAUUGAAGUGCCCAGUCCCAAUCAGACAUGGGGUCAUCCUUCUAUUGUAACUAUAUAGCUGUCAUAUGCAUGACCAAAAAAAAAGUUCUUUUUAAGCGUACAGUGUUAGCACUAGAGUCUGUUGGGAAGUCUUGCUAUUUUCAACACGCUGUCCUUUGAUUUCAAUGAAUCCUCCUUUCCACUAUGUUGCAAAUUGCAUUAAAGUCUGGUUUGAGUUACUUUUAUGGAACUGUUUUAAGUUUUAGUCCAACUGCAGACAGUAAAUGUCAGCAAUGGGCUCCCAGUUUCUAAUGCUAGCAUAAAUGAACUUUCCUAAUUUGUAAUAUAGCUGUAGUUGCUUAAUGUUGUCAUGUGUGUGUUGUGACUGUAAAGCUGUUACAUGCUUUUUUUAAUGUUGUAGGUGCAUAAAGCACCAACCAGUGCAAAUAGCUACUCUGUAGCUCUUUGAAAACAGAUUGGAAACCUGAGAAUACUGCUGUACAUUCUCUAUCCAGAAGAGGGUACUCUGCAGCUGGAUCUCACCUCCUGCACUGAAGAAUUUUCCUUUACCCUGUAAACGAUUAACAUUUGGAAAAAGAGUGAAAGCGAUGUUUCAAAAAGACAGAUAAUGAAUAAUUUCUUCUGGCAGUUUUGAUACGGUAUACCUUUGUGUAAAAUGUACAGGGUGAAUAAUAACAUCAGUUGUCAAGUGCUCAAAAGUAAAUUCACAAAGUUUUAAGUUUUAUUGCUGUAUAUGCUAGCUUAACUGAAGUUCGGUCCGAUUCAGAUAGCUUUACUGUAGGUUCUCAGUCCUGUGACAUGUAAUAGGAAAAACUCGAACUUGUACGGAGAGCCUGUGAGUCAGCUUGCUGCCUUGCUCAAACCUCGCUUGUUUUCACACCUGUUGAGAGGAUGUGUAUGCAUAUUUUGAUGUGUGUAGAAUUUCUUGUCAUAGGCUUUGUUUUACUUUGUGUUUUCACUUCAGCAAUUCAUAGCAGGGUUAAACAGCUUCAAAUAUCACCUGCGUUUUGGAUCUUUCUCCAUGUCUGGACUUUUUUAAAAAGGUAUCUGAAGCCCAAACUUGCAUUCUUUGUCUUCAAAAACAGCUGAGGUGAGCAGCAUUCACUUGCAUAUAUUUUUUUUUAAGUAUGUCUGUUGUGCCUGGUAUUUAAAGCAGGUUAAGGUAGUAUUUAGAGUGUACUUUUAGCAACAAUUUGGAAUUAUUGCAGUUAUUACAGAACAUAGUCUUGUGGUUUUUCUACUGCAAUGGCAAUAUUUCUGUUUCAAAUUAAUUUGGAAUUAUGCUCAAAUUUGAACAUUUCUCCCAGCUAGCACUGUUAUGAAUUGCAUUUCUUGUUCAUAAUAUGAAGACCGUAUAGCGUAAUUUAUAGAUUUGCUACUCUUUUUAUAUGUUCACUUUCGAUGUUGCCCCUUCAUAGGGUGUUUUUUUUCCCAGGUCUUGCUUUUCAUAGGCACUAAGGAACUUGAAAUGCCAUUUACUUUAGUUAGAAGCUUGAAGUACUUGCUCUUGGAAAACAGACUUGAGUUUCUCCUGGUUGCAGAAUAAAGUGCUGCCAUGUUUGCACACACUUGGGGAAAAUAAUCUUGUUGAGACAGUGCUUGUAGCAAGAGUAAGUUAGAAGUUUCUUCUGUAUAACUUCAGCUGACUCAGGUUGAGAAUUUGUUCCCCUAUACGUUUUGUCUUGCUGAUGUUUACAACUAUUCAGUAAAUACUGCUUUCCCUCAGUCAUUUAAUUACUCAUUUCAUGCUGUCUCACUACUUUCAGCUAAAAACAUCAUUUGGGACAGUAUCAAAAGCUCUGCUGAAGCCAGGAUAGUGAGCCUGGCAUCUGUCCAUUUUAUCCAUGCCAGCUAGCUUGUCAGAAAACAAAAUCGGAAUGGCUUCACACAGUUUAUUCCUAGCCCAGUAUUCCCCACUGUUUGGCUUUUUCAGUCACCAUAAUCACACCUGGAAGGUAACUAGGAAAGACUCCGAAGGUUCCUGGUCUCCCUGACCUAUUUUCAAUGUACAGUUUUUGCUCUUUGCUGCUGGAGAGGAACCUCCCCAUUCUCCACAGGUUCUCAGAACUGGUAGUUAAAGGUUCUGGCUUGAGUUUGGCCAGUUCCUUCUGGUUCUGCAUUAUGUUGCACAGAAGCUCACAACUUUUAUGGUGUAUGCUAUUGUAUCUCACUGGUUUGUAAAAAAAAAAAAAACUGAAAGCACUGUACUUUAGCUGUGAACGGCAUAAUGGCAUCAAUGUUACGAUAGUUACUCUUUCUCACUUGGCAACAAAUGCUUUUUGGUAGAGCACCACUGUAACCAAGUUAGUUAAUCUGUAGGUAAGAGUAGGACACUUGGGAAUCUUUGCAUGUGUUCUAACUGAAAAUCCUUUUUUGUUCUGUAUUUCAUACCAACUACUGGCAGUUUUCUUCCUUUUGGAAAAGAAGGAGGAUUUGACCCUUCAGUUAGGAGUAAACUAGGAUAUUUUCAGAUUUAAAAAUAGCAGCAUAUAACUGAUCCUGUUGAAUGUGAACCAUUUAUUUAAAAUGCUCUGAUUUUUUUCUGAGAAAUGAUAGCUUGCUGCUUGAACACAGGAAUGAGACAACAGAGAUCAGUUGUUCAUUUAGCAAUUAGGUAUAUUGAGAGAAUUUAUGCAUUGUCUAUUUCAACUUUGUUUAGGUCACAGUUCUAAAAGCACGACAUGUCUUUGUCUCACUAGCAGUGCUGAAUACCCAGUUCAGGUUUUGGGCAUCUCAGGGAGAGACUUCUAGCUGGAGUAAAGCCACAUGCCUUGACUAAACCUAGUGGUGUUAUGCGAACUUACAUUAGUUGAGGUUCCGGCCCUUAACUGUUCAAAAGUGUGAAUGUAUUCAAAUUUUUACUUUGUUUCUUGUUAAUACUGCCCUGUUUACUGUGUUGUAUACCUUUAUUGCUGUAUGUAAUUAAUUUCUUGUUGCAUUUGCAACUUGUUUGUAGAUUUCAGCAUAAAAAUAAUUUUACAAGUGGGAACUUCCAUUGUGAGUUUAUUGCGUUCUGUAUCUUCAGAGUUUACAUCCCUCAAAAGCCAUUUUGUCUGCUACCAGCUGUUGUAAUCCAUAGAGUACCUCCAGCCAUCUUCUCUUUCUAGGAUUUUUAUAGUUAAACAGAAUGUAUUUUUAUUUUUGUAGCUUGUAACUUCAAUAUGUAUAGUAGUUAUUUCUAUUUAGUAAUUAGUGAUUAGAAUACUGUAAAAAUGUUACUUUUAAGAGCGGUAACUUUAAAUUAGUAAUAACUAAUUACAAGAAAAUACCAGCAUGUUAACAGUUUAGAAAAAGAAAAGUUACUCUUUAGCUUGGAAAUACUGUGAUGCUGUGACUUGGGAUUUGUAUUAAACGUGUUCAUGCAUAUAUUCUGAAGUUGCACUAAAUAGGGAAAAAAUGAGCUUAAAAUGCAAGUAAUAGAUCAAAAAGUAGAAUUUAUAACGUUGGGAUUUGUUUUUGUUUUUUCAACUGAGAAAGGUGACAUUUGGGAUUCGGGGUUUUUUUUUUCUUUUGUUUUCCCAUGAAAGAGUAAGGAAGGAGUGAUCAGUGUACUCUUGACAGAACAGUUGGUUUUUUUAUGGUGCAGUUUGAGAGAUGUAUUAUUUAGUGCCCAAACAUAAGCAAAAGCUGUCUGCACCAUUCCUGCCUCUCAGAAAACAAAACCUCAGUGCAAACCUGUCUGCUCACAGCUAUAAAGUAUAUGAGAUCUCACUUGCAAGGAAAUAACUAACUGACAUAACACUGAACCUCCAAUAUAAAUGUUUAAAGUCAAAAUUUGCUAAUUUUUUCUUGACAUCAUGAUGCUUUCAAACCCAAAUUGUUUUUCCUUUGUGUUUUUUUUUAAAGAAGGCAGGUUGAAGUGAGAGGGUAAGGAGGUACUGCUGUAAAACUCUUGGUCAUAAAAGCUGGGAAGAGUGUUCUUUAUUUACCCUGUAGGCACAGGGUGCGUGCGUGUGGAGCGUCUCGUAGAAGUCUGCUUUGUUUGCGUUCUCAUCGGCUUCAUCCAGUGUUUCGGAGGAGGGUAACAAUAUUAUGGCCCCCUAUAACUGUGAUGUUUGCUCCAGCCGUUACACGCGGUGGUGUCUUAGUUGAGGAGCUGGGCCAGGUUCUGUCUGUCAGAAGCUGCAGCCUCAGUGAAGUCCCAGCACUGCCCCUGGUUCUGUGGUGGUCUCACCAUUAACACAAGUGGGACUGAAGAAACCUUUUGUCUUCAGUCAGUUGUGUCAUGGCCUGCCUGUUGUGACCUGGGCUUCCAGAAGGCUCUUUUGAGAAACAUCUGCUCCAUAUUAUUCUUAGAAGUUUGUAAAUACAGAUUCUUCACAGCGCUGGCUCUGUUACUGAAUUUUCCUAACACGUAUUUUUGUUGUCUUGUUAUUUGUACUGUAUUUCUCUGUAGAUUAAAGUGUGUGGAUUAAAGUAUUUCAACUCAGUUUUUCCUGUUCCCCACUGUGCGUAACCGCAAACGUGAGUUUUCAGCUCUGCAAUAACCUAGUGAUGAUAGCGACUGCCGGGCCUGCCGAGGGCUGCAGCGUGAUGAACUUCGUCAUUUUGAGAACGAAGUUGCGUUCCGUUGAAUGCUGCAACCGUGCUCCUGCCUGAGAUCCCCGCCGCAAAGUCCAGGCGUUUCAAACCUCAGAUACGUGAGAAUUUCUAGACAACACG
Molecule: messenger RNA, 9764 nt
Organism: Falco peregrinus (peregrine falcon)
Lineage: Eukaryota; Metazoa; Chordata; Aves; Falconiformes; Falconidae
Gene: DGKE
Product: diacylglycerol kinase epsilon
Exons: 11
Coding region: 556-2265 (569 amino acids)
Molecular function (GO): ATP-dependent diacylglycerol kinase activity
Source: RefSeq, a predicted model, not a curated record